Anoplophora glabripennis (Asian longhorned beetle) is the source of this 917-nucleotide messenger RNA. RefSeq names its product ADP-ribosylation factor-like protein 6-interacting protein 1 (gene Arl6IP1). The record is from RefSeq and is a predicted model, not a curated record. The coding region runs from base 134 to 736 and encodes 200 amino acids. The transcript is spliced from 4 exons. Lineage: Eukaryota; Metazoa; Arthropoda; Insecta; Coleoptera; Cerambycidae.
UGAUACCACUUAUACCAACACUUUGAAACUAAAUUGCUCGUCUUUCUUCAAAACAAAACAGAACGUCGAAAUUGGGAAACGUCACAGUCAUAUAAUUUAGAAGAAAAAAAAAUCACAGAGUUAUUUAAACACAAUGUCGGACACCGAGUCACAAAUUCGAAAGCUGAGGCUGUCAUUGGAAACUUGGCGAGAGGUAAUACUAAGAAUAAAUGAAAUUAUGUUAUGGAAAAAGCAAUGGUAUUCAACAGCAAUCAUGGGAGGCUGUACUGUGAUGUUUAUGUUGAUAUGGCUAUUUGAACCGAACCUAUUAACUAUAAUAUCGUUAUUGGGAUUAGUCAUAACAGUAGGAGAUUAUGUAUUACCAGCACUGAUCGCUACACUCUUUAAGGCUGAAAUGUGGACCUCGGAAAAGCAAACACAGUAUGAAGAAAUAUGCACAAAUAUUGUUCUGUAUAAAACCAAGUUCGAAUUAUUGCUUUCUUCGUAUUAUAGGAUGAAAGUAACCAACUCCAAAUUGUACUUCACUAUCACUAUAUUCGGACUUGCUUUUCUUGCUUGGAUUGGGGGAACAAUUAGUAAUCUUUUCUUGACGUAUGUUUUAUUUUUAUUUAUAUUGUUACUGCCUGGCAUGUCGCACAAUGGUAUGUUGAAUAAAGGCUCAGAAACACUGUCGAAGAUCUUCAGCGAUCUAGUGGAAAAUGCAAAAUCGAGGGUUGGCCAGAAAAAGAUACAAUAAACAUUGUAGUUGAAAGUUUUAGUUGAAUAGUUCUUUACCAUUAUUUUGUGAGUUUGCUCAAAAUCUUUUGGUAUUCUGGGUAUUUCUAUCAUUUUAUGAAAUUGUCAGUGUGAUAUUUAGACUGAUGUUAAUAAAAUGUAAUUAGUUUUAUAUAUGUAUAAUAAAUUAUCUUUUUUAUACA